AUGACUGUCGCCACUCUUAGCAACGCUGGUGAGAAAAACUUUGAAAUGCCAACUGUCGAAAAACAAACCCUAUCUGACUCUCGAUUAACUCUCCGAUACACCGAGCUGAACAGCGAUGCAAAGAUGCCAACCUACGGAUCACCAUCGGCUGCUGGAGCAGAUUUAUACAGUGCAGAAGACGUUGUCGUUCCGUCCAACGGAAAAUACUGUGUAUCCACAGGCCUCCAGCUAGAGAUCCCGAUCGGAUACUACGGAAGAGUUGCGCCUCGAUCAGGAUUGGCUGCCAAGCAUUUUAUCGAUGUCGGAGCUGGAGUCAUCGACAGCGACUACCGUGGAGAAGUCAAAGUUCUCCUUUUCAAUUUCAAUGCUACUGAUUUCGAGGUUAAAAAAGGUGAUCGCAUUGCUCAAUUGAUCUGCGAACAAAUCGGCAACGGAACAUAUGCAGAAGUGACGAAUCUCGAGACAACUGAUCGUGGUACCGGGGGAUUCGGAUCUACUGGACAAUCCGCCAUGACUGUUCAAUACAAUACAACUGCUUCCACAUCCAAACGGAUUGCCGUUCGAUUCACUCAACUCAAUGAAAAUGCGCAUGCUCCUACUUAUGGAUCGGAAGAAGCGGCCGGAGCAGAUCUGUACAGCGCCGAAGACGUCGUAGUUCCAGCUAACAGCAAGGUGUGCGUGUCAACUGCAAUCCAAAUGGAGUUACCAUUCGGAUACUAUGGAAGAGUUGCUCCACGAUCCGGUCUCGCAGCCAAGCACUUCAUUGAUGUUGGGGCUGGUGUUGUUGAUAGUGAUUACCGUGGAGAGAUCAAGGUCCUUCUUUUCAACUUCAGCAAAACUGACUUUGAGGUGAAGAAGGGUGAUAGAAUUGCACAGCUCGUCUGUGAGAAAAUCGCACAUUGCGUUUAUGAAGCAGCAAGCGAGUUGGAGAACACUGACCGAGGAGAUAAUGGAUUCGGAUCAACUGGAGAAAGUGCCAUGGAAAAUGAGCCAGUCGUGAAAAAAGUGAAAACCAAUCAGUCUGAAACUGGCCUAAUUUCCGUCUCAAUCGAAUUCACUAAAAGCACUGAAAAUGCUCACAUGCCUACAAAUGGAUCAGAAACGGCAGCCGGCGCAGACUUAUACAGUGCUGAAGACGUCACUGUACCGGCAAAAGGCAAACUCUCUGUAUCGACAGGAAUCCACAUGAAACUUCCACUUGGAUACUACGGAAGAGUCGCCCCACGAUCUGGACUCGCCGCUAAGCAUUUUAUCGAUGUUGGAGCUGGAGUUAUUGACAGUGACUACCGUGGAGAAGUCAAAGUUCUUCUUUUCAAUUUCAACGAAGCCGAUUUUGAGGUCAAAAAAGGAGAUCGUAUUGCACAGAUCAUCUGUGAGCAAAUUGCUUUUUGCGACUAUCAGAAAGUCGACACUCUCGAAGACACCGAACGUGGUGCUGGUGGAUUCGGGUCGACUGGAAAGUAA
Messenger RNA from Caenorhabditis briggsae, 1464 nucleotides. It is a transcript of the gene Cbr-dut-1, whose product is annotated as Protein CBR-DUT-1. The coding region runs from base 1 to 1464 and encodes 487 amino acids. Gene Ontology annotation, molecular function: magnesium ion binding; dUTP diphosphatase activity. Lineage: Eukaryota; Metazoa; Nematoda; Chromadorea; Rhabditida; Rhabditidae. The record is from RefSeq and is a predicted model, not a curated record. The transcript has 5 exons. Gene Ontology annotation, biological process: dUMP biosynthetic process; dUTP catabolic process.